Messenger RNA from Ectocarpus sp. CCAP 1310/34, 4850 nucleotides. The record is from the annotation of a GenBank genome assembly. Lineage: Eukaryota; Phaeophyceae; Ectocarpales; Ectocarpaceae.
UAUUUUCGCCAAGAGGAGCGACGAGUCGAUUCCUCUCCCACUCAUGUCCAACUAGCAAAGAGCUUCCGACAAUUACACCUGCUGGGCCUGGUGGGGGGGUGAAAGGAGCGAUGCUGAUCCCCGGCGCUAGCAGGUGGUCUCCGGGAGCUUCGAAUCUCACGCGGGGCCGUAGUUUUGCAGCCUGCGGCGGCGGCAGCAGUGUGUCUGCCGGCAUCUCGCUGAUUCUCCUCUUGUCGGCAGGAUUUCCUGCUGUACACGCCGAUACCUCACUCGUUGCUCUCACGCUCCCGGAGAUCAACACCACCAGCGGGUACUUCCCGCUCUCCAAGGCACUGAGGUCGGUCAUGAGGCUCGCCGUGGAAGAUAUCAACGGUGGGGCGUUGGCCGCGACCUUGUCUGACGCCCCUGCUGCUUCGCUGGAUGGAAAUUUGACGCUGUCAGUCGUGGAAGUCGCGACAGGCAGCAGGGCGAUUGAGGGCCUGUGCGAUGCGCUCGAGUACGUCGGAGACAACGGCACUUUCGGGAUCGUCGGCCCGAUGUUGUCUUCGCAGGCGUCCUUGCUGGAGACGGUUUCGAACGACUUUUUCGGUCUGCCGAUGGUGACCCCCUCCGCCUCGGCCGCCCGGGCCAACACGUACUUUUCUUCGGGGGCGUACGGCCUGGGGGGGGAGGGGAGCUACCUCUUCGGCGUCCAGCCGGACGUUUUCUCGGAGAUGGAGGCGCUCGCGAGGCUGAUCCUGGAUUUGAAGGUGGAGAGAGACCUGGAUCGCGGCUGGUACCGAGCCACCGAGCGUGUGUCCAUGAUUUACACCGACGACACCUACGGGACGAUUGCCGCCUCCGCAUUCGUUCGCGCCGUGAGACGGACGGAGGGCAUCAACAUUGACUCCACUGCGGCGGGGCCAAUGCCGUCGUCAAUUGAGCUCGCGAAGAGCAAGCCGGUGAACCCGACCCUGGGGACAGACUACCGACCGACCUUGUCAGCCUUGGUGGAGGACCGCGCGUCCAUAGUGGUUCUCCUGUCCGAGGGCUACGACGGUACUUUCAUCAGAUCGGUGCUUGAGCAGGCACUCGAGGUAGGCCUUGCCAAUGAGGACGUGCAGUGGUACCUCAGCGGGGCUUCCGCCAUGGACGGGAUCUUCUCGCACAACGAGUCCUACCACGACUCUCAGCUCGCUUACGACUUCCGGGGCAUGCUGGGAGUCAGAGCAUGCCCUGCCAUCGAAGGGUCGGGGUCUGAAGCUCUGACAAACCUUACGUCCAGGUGGGCGGCCCUAGACAGCGACAAGUACCCGGGGGCAGGCUUCGGGACCCUGACUCCAGGGGGGAGAUUGGACCCUCUCCUCGCGUACGCGUACGACGCUGUUUUUGUCCUGGCCGCGGCAGUGGCGGCCGUGCAGUCGACGGCAGCGGAUUGGGGAGGUGCCUUGGAGGGUUUCGUGACGGGAAACUGCCCCUUCAGGUCGGCGGGGCUGUGGCAGGACGGGGCCUUCAUCAGGGAGGCCGCGCUCGGGACCGAGAUCAUCGGGGUCACCGGCCCGGUGGCCUUCCGGGAGUCGAGCUCGACCGUCACGAGCGGCGCCGGCACGGCGGGCUCCGGGUGGCGGCGGACCAACGGCACCGAGUUCUGCGCGCUGAACCUUCAGGCGCACGCCUCCCUUGGCGCGACCUUCGCGACCACCAUGCUCUGGAGGCCGGAGACCUUCGUCGACUCCAACGGGACGCUUGCCACGUUCGAGAAAAUCAGUCCGUAUCAGAAGAACCAGACUUUCCCCGCUGGAAGCGACGUAUAUCCGUUUGAUAGGCCCACCUUAAGCCGUCAGCAUUUCGAGGUCAUCACCGAAGAGGCCGCCGUUCCAUUCGCGUUCAUCACUCGGCGAGACAACCAAACGGAAGAAUACACAGGAAUUGCGCUGGAUAUGCUCGAGGUUCUCUCUGGCCGACUAGGUUUCACGUACAACGUAUCCGUGGCGAACUCUUCCGUCUCCACCGAUGACGUCAUUGGCUACGUCUCGAACGGAACUUACGACAUGGUGGCGUCGUCGGUGACCAUCAGCGAGCGCCGACUGGACACAGUGUCGUUUUCCUACCCUUUCAUGGCGACGGGGCUGUCGUUCGUCUACCGACCGGAGGUUCUUGACGAGGUAAACUGGUGGAAGAUGUUCCAACCGUUCGAGCGACCGCUCUGGAUGCUCAUCAUCGCGACGACGGUGGUGAUGUUCGCACUACUUUGGCUCUUUGAUGGCGCAAAGAACGAGAUUUUCACUAGCGGGGUGCCCACGGCGACCGGCAGCAAACGGCGGCUCACAUCGGGCAUCGCGAUGUCGUCGUACGUGACGGGGGCCCUGCUGAUGGGGCAGAUGGCCCACGAGCCCUACACCGUCGAGAGCUAUAUCCUGACAUCGGGAUGGAUGUUCGCGUGCUUUAUCCUCGGGGCGUCCUUCACCGCCGAGCUGGCGUCAUUCCUUUCUGCAGAAAAGGAGGAGGCUCUGUCUUUCGGGGUGGACGAUCUAAAGAAUGGGGCAGUGCCACAUACUCAGGUAGCGGUGCGGCAAGAGGUCACCCUGCAAGCGUUCUACGAGGAGGAGAUCAUGGGUUGCUACGGGGAAGCUGAAUGCUACGGAGGCGAAGACCAAAACUUUCCGGUCACGUGCUACACGAUCGAGGAAUGCUUUGAGUUGGUAAAAAACGAGACCGUCAAGGUAACCCUCGUGGACUCCAUCACGGCUGCGUACCGAGUGGCCGACGAAUACUGCGGCCUGGACAUCCUAUCCGACACCUUCAACAAAAGGCACUUCGGAUUGGUUCUGGAGAAGGACUCGCCCUACCUCGGCGAGUUUGAAUUGGCCUUGCUAGAGCUGGAAGAGGAUGGGACGCUGGCAGAAAUUGCCGAUCCGUACUUCGACACGUCCCGGUGCGCCUACCUGGAGGACUACGAGAACGCAAGCUCGACGUCCCAGAACCUUAAACUGGUGGACCUGGCAGGCGUUUUUCUGAUCCUCAUGAUGUUCAUGGCGGUGUCCCUGGUGGUGUGGGUGUUCCGCAAGCCGUUCCAGGCCAAGAAGAAGGAGUGGCGACAGUCGCUCAACAACGCGAAGACGUCGGGGGAAGAGGUGGGUAAUUUAGACCCCGACCAAGACCUCGACACACGGACCAACAGCUGGCCGCUGCUCUCUCCCAAGGCACCUGCUUCUUCGACCUCCUCUGCGAUGACGAUGGCGACGACGGCGCUUUCUUCCAAGCAGCAGCAGCUUCGACUACCCGAAACUACCACUGGGCACUUUGAGCGCCUGCGGCGAAGGCGGCGGGGACAAGGAGCGUCGCCUUCUGACGAGACUUCGGCGGCUUCACGGCAACUUCACCACCUGCGGCAGGCCACCAUCUCGGAGGGGUCCGAGUCGCAACUGUCAGAGGAGGAGGAAGAUGAAGAGAAGAAGGAAGACGAGGACCCUCACGUUCCUCUCAAGCCCUAAGCGCCACGGAAAUGGCGGAGGGCUUCCUCUGUUUCUUCUCCUGCCGUUGCUGACACUGCUGUUGCAACCGGUGGGGGUGGGGACGCGGGUUCUGUUAAGUUGGAUGAUUCUGCUGCUCCAACCUCUGGCGACAAGUCGCGGUCCCGCGUACGGUCCAACAUGGGAGAGGGCGCGCGUGUCUACUUGACGAACCGUUGAGAGGUCGUACCGUACAAAGCAGAUCCGCUUUUGGCAAUCCGCUCACAAGACAAUGACGAUUGACUUAAACUCUGCGCAAAACUUAACUACACUAUGUCAAUGGGAAUAUUGGGGUGAGCUAGGCACUAGCCAUUGCUCAAUCGUUCAGACAACGUGAGGGUUUUACAGGCUCUUGCUCGAAAAAUGUGCGACUUUCGAGCGGGGCCGGCCUUAUCUAUUUGUGUUUUGGGUAGGCAGCUUCAGGUGCCUCUCGAGUGCUGCAAAAUUAGUCAUCAUGCGUAUGUGUGCUGGGAUCAGGUACAAUGUCGCGGACACGGUUUCCGCUCUGAUUAUUGCUAAGCACUGGGAUGCUCAAACAGGAGUUCAAUAAGGAGUGAGCUCGCGGGGUCACGCGAGCUGAAGACAAGGGGCCCUGCAAAUGUACAGAACUCUCAACCAACCCAUGGGGACACCCAAAGGAUGCAACUCCAUGUAGCCGAUCUUUUUUACCGUAUCAAUACUGUAGCCCUGCCUUCAGAAGGACGCAUGAGGGGGCGAAAAGCGGUACAGAUUGAUUUCCCAGUCUCGGAGUGAUGUUUCGCUGUGUUGCCGGUGCCUUCCCGACGGAACUCUUCUUUGCAGGCAAAUGUGCGUAGGACAUCGCGAAUCUUCAAUUAAUUGUGUUUCCCAGAUGUUGCGGUGGGCUAUGUAAGCCGUUGAGGCGUUCGUGGUGCUCCGGGGGAAUGCAAAACGCGUGUCUUGUUUGUGUCAUUGUGUCAUUUAGCAGGGCGUGGAUAGUAUUGACGGCCUGCAGGUCUAGUCUGUACGAAAUAAUGAUGCGAAAUAGAAAGCGACAAGUCUUACGGUGGUGGUAACAAAGCAAGUCUUACGGUGGUGGUAACAAAAAGCCCAUGGGGGCUGCUCUACCUACACACACGGCGAGCGAUUCUGUGGUUGUGCUGGCGCUGUAUCUUCUGCUCGGUAACUCAUUAUACUUCUGUGGCUUUCCCCCAACACCUCUGGGGAAUAUGGAUCACCCCGAUAUUCAUGACUGCAUGUAUUUCUUGCAGGAACCUUCGAGGUGGUUGAGCGGUGCAUGCACAGCAGCACGUGGGAAUGACUUUCGUAGGAGCGUCGACGCCAAGACAUGUUCACGACUUGGUUUGGAAUGGAUGCAUCUUUUGUGGGUGCUGUAGGACC